Cuscuta campestris is the source of this 1438-nucleotide messenger RNA. The record is from the annotation of a GenBank genome assembly. Lineage: Eukaryota; Viridiplantae; Streptophyta; Magnoliopsida; Solanales; Convolvulaceae.
GUAACCGGGGAUGGAAGGAAAAAUUUGUUUUCAUCGAGUUUCCCCCCUUCUUCACUCCUCUGGCCGGUCUGAGAUGGAACGACCAUCUGCUCGACCAAGAGUACACUGCACCGGCUUCCUCCCCAGACUUGGAAGCGAAUCUUGAGGUCCUCAUGCGUGGGGAUCCUUUCACCGGGAGGACUUUCCAUUAUGGCAGCUGGGUUUGGAGGGUCGAAUCGGGUGGUGAGGGUACCUCCCCGGCCCAUGACCCAGCGGGGCGCGGGGUACCCUCCCCGGGCAACACUGCGGAGGCUGAGGGCAACUCCCACCCAGAUAUGGAGUUUGAAGAGUUCGCCAUCCCCGAGGACCAACCAGCUGGGGAGACCGGGGGCCCCCAAGCCAAUCCUGCAAGGACUUUCCCGGUCAAUCCAGAGACCGUGGAAAUCCUGGAUGAAGAUGAGCCCCAAGACAACCGGUCUAAGGGGAAGGAGAAGGAAAAGGCCGGUCGCCGGGUGAAGAAGGUGGCCACCACACACCCUUCUUAUGCCAAGAAGAGGGCGAGGUCAGAUCCUGAACCGGCCGGCCAGACCAUCGAGGAGGCCUUCGUCAAUCUGGGGCUGAGGCUGAAAGAGGUAAGCUCUGCUGCUAUCCCGGUCAUGAUCCUUUGUCGUUGUUAUCCCAUUCUCACCGGGCUUCUUCUUCCUUUUGUGCAGGCGGGGGAGAUUGGACCCUCUACAGCUGACCGGCUUGGCUUAGGCUCUCCCUCCGAGUUUUCCCGGCUGAAGAAGGAGAAGGAGGAGAUGGCCCUCCUCCUGAGGAGCCAGGCUGAAGAGCUGAUCCGGCUGUCUGGGCUGGCCGGGGCAAUGAAGACUGAGAUCUCCCAACUGAAGGAGAAGAAUGGCCGGCUUCUGGACGAAGUCUCUGAAGCCAAGAGGGAACUGGCGGAGAAGGAAGAAACCUUCCCCGGGCGCGCAGCUGGCUGGGUGGAAGAGAAUAAGGCUGAAGCUGCCCGGGUGAUGACGGCUAGCCCGGAAGCGACCAUGGAAUCCUUCAGGCUCUUGUACCGGGAGCUUGAAGGAAAGAAGAUGAUUACCGCUAUUGGGUCCUUCGGAUUCAAGAGUGGUCAGAAGAAGGACCGGGCUGCCUGCCACCGGAUUUUGAAGAAAAGAGACCCAGAGUUCUCUGCAGCUUCUUACGGCCUGGCAUCCAUCCCGGAGGAAGAGCCUACUCCCCCCUUUCCCCUAGAUUAAGAACUCCCCGGCCUUGACCGGUUGCUUUGUAAACUUAAAACUCGUUUCCCCGGGAAUGCCCGGUGUAAAUGUAAAACAUUUAACAUUCUUAUUUCGUUUGAAUGCCAUGUUUUCUUUUCGUACCGGUUAAUCUUCCACUUUUGAUUGCUUGUUUGAUUUACUUUUUUGAUCUUGCUCCUUAGAAUACCAUCGUAGAACUUCUGACCGGU